UGUAUUAAUGGGAAGCAAGUUAAGAUCGUAAACCAGAAUUUCCAACUCCGAAUUGGCUACUCAUGUUGUUUCUUCGUCACCUCCUAAUCGGCUGCCUAUUAGUCUUGGCAGCUUCUCACCAAGAAUCCGGUGAGUGGACCUGCGAGCCCGACGACGAGGCCCGAAUCUCCGCCCAGUUCAGGCCCGGGAUCGUCACUAUCGACGGCCGCGCCGACGACUGGGUCGACGUCGACGGUUUCGAGUUCCCGCUGCGCCCAGCGCUUGAUCCUGAUGAAGAUAAACAGUACAAAGCGGGAAAAAUGACCGUUAAGGCUUUGCAUGAUGGAGCAGAUGUUUACUUCAUGUUGCAAGUUGCCGGAGAUUAUGUAUACUCCAAAGGUGAUGACCAUAUGUGCCCAUCAGUAGCCUUGAUGUUUCAAGUUGGAGAGAGUGCUACUUAUCAUAAUAUGGGUGGAUGCAAGGAAUCACCCGAUACAUGCAACUACACGAAUUGUCGUGACCAUGAAGUCGACAUCAUGCACUUCUCUAUUGGAAACUCUAUUCCAGGAAGAUUGUAUGGUGGCAAUUCCAUAAAUGAAGAGGGUAAAGAAGACAGUGUAGGUCUGGUUGAUAUGUUUUCCUGGAAUCCACACUGUCGAAACAUAGAUGGUAGUGGUCCUUCAGGAAAUAGUUCUGCUGCACAGAACGACUGGAGAGGUGCAUGGUGGCACAGCAGUUUUUCGACCAAUACAGGAUAUAUUGAGGUUGACAGUCCUUAUGGAUCAUCUGGUCAGAAAGGCACAUAUUACUUUGAAUUCUCUCGCCCUUUGAGAACCAUGGAUCUUCUUCAACGGGAUGCCCAAUUCAGUAUUGGACAGUCAAGCAAAUUCUCGGCUGCACUGUGGUACCCAGGUGAUGGAAAUCCAUGGCAUGGUUCAGCUCACUAUACAGUAAGCUGUGAUUGGGUGGCGAUGGACGUGGUUCGUGGCUAUUCCACACAUAAGGAAGUAGGAUCUUGGGAUGCAGCCAGUGCCUUUGCUUUUGUGAUUUCUGUUGUUGCAUUAGCCGUCUCCAUCUUUGUGGGUUAUUUGUUGGUUUCCAAAUCAAAAUCCAUCGAUUUUACCCCAAUCGACCGCCUAUGAAUUCUUUCCUUCCAUUUUUCUUCUGCACUCUUGAUUGCCUCUCUUUUUAUACUUGAUCCUCAUUUUUGUUCUCUCUCUCUCUCAUCACAUCUUCACACACAAACACACUUGCAUCUACGAGACUAUGAGAGUCUGUUAUUCUCAUUUAUUUGUUAGAAGAAAACUUUGGAUGCUCAUCUCGAUGUGUACUAUUCCACAGGAUUGUAAACAUCUCCAAUUUAUGGAGAUAUGAAUAUGGUAGUUAGAUUGUAAAAUAACAAUCCAAAUUUUUGUUGUAAUAUGAUAUGGUGGUUUGAAA
Molecule: messenger RNA, 1419 nt
Organism: Salvia splendens (bonfire salvia)
Lineage: Eukaryota; Viridiplantae; Streptophyta; Magnoliopsida; Lamiales; Lamiaceae
Exons: 8
Coding region: 63-1121 (352 amino acids)
Molecular function (GO): heme binding
Source: RefSeq, a predicted model, not a curated record